ACUCGCUUCAUCACCAACUGCUCACCCAAACCAGAAGCAAAAUGUCCCUGAAAUUGCCACGGACCUGGGAUUUCAACCUGAAAGUGGAGGCUGGGAAAAUAGAUGCUGACUCCCACGCAGGAAAAAGGAAGCACCUUGUGUCAGAUGCUGCGGCCACUUCCUCUUCAGAAGGCUCCAGCCAACCUUUCACUUUGCGGAAUGAGAGGGCAGCCAGCGGUGCUGGACUGCGUGUGCACGGGGCCCCUGGCUCCCACCUCGUUUCUGGUCUUGGUCUGGCCCUGAUCAGGAGCUGACCCCUGGCUGCCUCUCUGGCUCCUGGGGCGUUGUCUCUGAUACAGAUCUGUACCCUUGAACUGGACCUGACUGUGGCCUCAGCCACCUCUCGUACCACCCCCAGGGGUUCCCCUGUCGUCUCUCCACCCACUCUGUGCUCGCUGCCCCAUGUCCCUCAGUCAGUCUGCCUGUCUGUUCCUCUCUACAGCUCGGUCAAGGAGCGUGAUGACUGGCGAGCAGAUGGCCGCCUCUCAUCUGUCGUCCACCCCCAACCCUCUGGAGAGGCCCAUCAAGAUGGGCUGGUUGAAGAAGCAGAGGUCCAUCGUGAAAAACUGGCAGCAGAGAUACUUUGUGCUGAGGGCACAGCGACUCUACUACUACAAGGAUGAAGAGGACACGAAGCCACAGGGCUGCAUGUAUCUCCCAGGAAGCACGAUCAAGGAGAUUGCCACAAACCCAGAAGAAGCUGGGAAGUUUGUCUUUGAAAUCAUUCCGGCCUCAUGGGACCAGAAUCGCAUGGGACAGGACUCCUACAUCCUCAUGGCCAGCUCUCAGACGGAGAUGGAGGAGUGGGUUAAAUUCCUCAGGAGAGUUGCUGGCACACCCUCUGGAGCCGUGUUUGGUCAGCGCUUGGAUGAGACUGUGGCCUAUGAGCAGAAAUUCGGUCCUCAUCUGGUGCCCAUCCUGGUGGAGAAGUGUGCAGAGUUCAUCCUCGAGCACGGCCUGAAUGAAGAGGGCAUCUUCCGUCUGCCUGGGCAGGACAACCUGGUGAAGCAGCUGAGAGAUGCUUUUGAUGCCGGGGAGCGGCCCUCCUUUGACAGAGACACAGAUGUGCACACCGUGGCCUCCCUAUUAAAACUCUACCUCCGAGACCUCCCGGAGCCAGUGGUUCCCUGGGGCCAGUAUGAAGGCUUCCUGGUCUGCGGGCAGCUCACAAACACAGAUGAGGCAAAGGCUCAGCAGGAGUUGAUGAAGCAGCUCUCCAUCCUUCCUCGUGACAACUAUAGUCUCCUGAGCUACCUCUGCAGGUUCCUACAUGAAAUCCAGCUGAACUGUGCCGUUAACAAGAUGAAUGUGGACAACCUGGCCACUGUGAUCGGUGUGAAUCUCAUCAAGUCGAAGGUCGAGGACCCUACAGUGAUUAUGAGAGGGACUCCUCAGAUCCAAAGAGUGAUGACCAUGAUGAUCAGAGACCAUGAAGUCCUUUUCCCCAAGUCCAAGGAUGCACCCUUGUCACCUCCGGCCCCUCAAAAUGACCCCAAGAAACCUCCAGUGCCCCGAAGUUCUGUGGGCUGGGAUGCCACUGAAGACCCUCCAAUUUCUAGGACAGACAGCCUCAGUAGCAUGACAAGUGACUCUGACACAACCAGCCCCACUGGACAACAGCCGAGUGAUGGGCAUCUGGAUGACAGCAGCAAAGACCCCAAGGAAAAGCCAGGGGAUUGGAAGACACAAUCUCGAAAAAGGACACAAACACUUCCUAACCGGAAAUGCUUCUUGACAUCAGCUUUUCAAGGUGCCAACAGCAGCAAAGUGGAGAUCUUUAAAAAUGAGUUCUGGUCACCUUCUUCAGAAUCUAAGGCAGGAGAAGGGCACAGGAGAGCAAUGUCUCAAGAUUUGCACCCCUUUUCUGAUUCCCAGAGGACUUCCACCUAUGAUAAUGUCCCUGCCACACCAGCGUCCCCUGGGGACAAAGCAGGUCCACUUUCUUCCCAUGCCUGUGACUCCAGGAAAGAUAUUCCUACCAGCCCAAAUUCUGAAACUGGGCCAGGCGAAAAGAACUCUGGAGAAGAGGAUCUUGAUUCUUUGCAGAGAAUGGUCCAGGAGCUGCGAAAGGAAAUAGAAACACAGAAGCAAAUGUAUGAGGAACAGAUUAAAAACCUUGAGAAGGAAAAUUAUGACGUCUGGGCUAAGGUGGUGAGGCUCAAUGAAGAACUAGAGAACGAAAAGAAGAAAUUUGCAGCCUUGGAGAUCAGCCUGCGCAACGUGGAGCGCUCCCGGGAGGAUGUUGAGAAGAGAAACAAGGCCUUGGAAGAAGAAGUCAAGGAAUUUGUCAAAUCCAUGAAGGAACCCAAGGCUGAGGCUUGAGUGUCCCAUGAGUACUACAGGGACAGCCCGAGGGAGGCCCCACUCUGUGGCCUUUCUUGGUGCUACCCGAUGACUGGGAAGCAAAACUGUUCUCUAAGAGGGAAAAGAUAUUUGGGGGGAAGACAUUUCAUUUCCCAGAAAAUAAAUCAGUGGAGUUUGCAGGGAGAUGAGGGUGAACACGGACAGGUGUGGACAUCUGUGAUGGCACACCGCUGUAUUCAGAGAGAUUGCGUUAUUCCACUGCAGUCUCAAGCAGAAUCAAAUGGAACUUUCCAUGGCUGGAUGCCUGUCUCCAGUGGAGACAUUGAGGCAGGCCACAUCUCAACCAGGCAGCAGGCUGGCUCCAAUAAAGGCUGGACUGAUGUGGUAGUUCUUUGUUUUCUGUGUGGAACAACUCACCUUGUCAGAUAGCCUCAGGGCAUCCCUGAGCCGCAGGGCAGAAAAUGCUAUUUGGUUUUUGAGUGCUCAGCUGUGGAGUUUGAGCUUUGAGAGGCUGCAUCUUCUGAAACCAGAACCCCAUUCUGCCACCCCACCACAAUGCUCAUCCACCAGGGAUUUUCGAACAUUACUAGACUAAGACACACCCACCAACAAACUGCGUUUAUAAAAGACAAAAAUUAUAUUCAAAUAAAGCAAAAAAACAAAAAAGGCAAGGCUAUUGCUAAUCCAUACAGCACCUUUGUGAGAAUUAGUACAAGUCAACUCUUCCUUGGGAAAGAUGCAACUAUCUCUGGGGCACUUGGUUUAGUGAGCAGGGCAUAGGCUGGAUUCCAGUCCUCAACUUGCCUUUCAGUGGCCACCACUGUGUAUAGAGCAAUUGGGUACAAAGGCUUCCUACUAUGAUGUGACCCCCUUAUUGUGGGUGUAGACAGCAAUAGUCAUGAUAGUAAUAUCUGUUUUCUUCUUUCACCAAAAUGCAAGUGAUUUUCCCCCUUAGGACAUCAAGCACUAGACAGUAGCUGAGAGAAGGGCUUUCCUAGUGGACAGCUGACUAUUUCUCCUAUGUCACCAUCCCGGCAGAGGCCCCUAGUCAGGGCCCCUACCCCACCGUGGGUGGGUUGGCUCUCUUGUGUGUUUAGUUAUCAUUCUAAGUAAGUGGUCUCCAACUGUCUUGACUGUGUACCCCAUCAGUAGGAAAUGUUUGUGCAUUCACUCCCAAUAUAAAUAUAUUUAUUUAUUUGUAAAUUAUAUACAGGUACUACUAUAUUAUUACAUUAUACAUAUUAUAAAACAUACACAGGACCCAAAUGGAAUGAUGAUAAGUUAAAAGAUCAAUAGGUAUUCUCCAAUGUGCUUUCAGCUCUGGAGACCCUGGUCCAUUGCUCAGCACCUAUCACCCGUACCAUUUCAGCCCAUUUCUCCCAUAAAUGUAUUUGGAGCCCCAGGACUUAAUCAGUGAUUUCAAAUCUGUGCUUGCCACAGUGAGGGUUCAGCCUUCCCACCACAGUCUUCCCCAGAGGCGGGUUCAGCCUCCUUUGUUCUUCCUUGUUCUCUCUUAGUCUUCCUCAAUCUGGUUAGUCCCUCGCCUGUGGCCAUGACUUAUUACCCACAGUGUGAAAGGGACAGACAGGAGGGAUGGUGUUUCUUUGUCCUGCUCUUAAGGCCCUGCUCCACCAACCCAGCCCUGUGAGGACCAGAUUGAUGGGUCCCUUUCCAGGCCUCUUUGCAGAAGAUUGGGGGUGAGGGUUAAUUGAUCUGGAACAUUAUUAAGAAAACCAAUAAAAUAUCUGCUAUUUUGAGGUUACUUGUUUUGUAAUUACAGAGCACCAAACAUAGAAGUACUUACUGGUCACUUGAAGUCUAUUCACUCUGAGGCCUAUGUUAUAGGACUUUGGUGGGUCUGGGAGCCAGAGCUCAACCACGUCUGGAUCCCCACCUCAUCCUAGUCUGGCGAUGCCUCCUGCCCUGUCCCUCCCACCAGGAUUAUGGGACAGCAGAGCAGCUGUUCCAGCUCCAGAAGCACUGGGCAGCCUGGGAGUGUCGAUUCCUCUUCAUAAUCAGAAGAGUCGUCUGGCUUUUAUAAGUUGCUACUACUUCGGCCAGUGCCACCCUCCAUACAAGGAGAACACAAAAGUCAGAGCUUUUCUCAUGAGACCAAAGGCAGACUAAGAGAAUCUAGAGUUGGAUGCCACUAUACUCCAGGACCCAAAAGGAAGCACAUGGCAGGGAAGCUCCAGGCCUCAUCUGGACCAAGGGACCAGUUUCUGGAAGGCAGUGCCUGUGGCCAUCUACUGGAUCCUGACCUGCCAGCUAUGCUAUUGGACGCUAGAGCUCCCUUCCAUGGACAGGACUUUACUAAAUCUGCCUUUGUCUUACCACACCCCCUCCGGCCCCUACCCCCUCUUCUAUGGUUCUCAAGCUGAGAACCUACACAGGUCUGCAGUGUGCACUUUAAAACCCCUCACCCUCUUCCCUGCAGAGCUCCUUUUCCCUCAGAGCUGCAAGCCUAGUGCCUAUCAGGGCACUCUUAAGUUUGAGGCAGAUGGAUGGUUUUCCAAUAAGUUUGUGCACCAGAUAGGACAAUUUGUACUAGGGGUCUAGCUGACCCUUUCAGUUGUCUGUGGCCUUCCUAGGACAGUGACUGCUGCAUAGGAUGUAAGCAAUAAAAAUUUGUUGUCGUUU
Nycticebus coucang (slow loris) is the source of this 4983-nucleotide messenger RNA. RefSeq names its product Rho GTPase activating protein 25 (gene ARHGAP25). Gene Ontology annotation, cellular component: phagocytic cup. The transcript has 11 exons. Gene Ontology annotation, molecular function: GTPase activator activity. Gene Ontology annotation, biological process: negative regulation of small GTPase mediated signal transduction; activation of GTPase activity; signal transduction. Lineage: Eukaryota; Metazoa; Chordata; Mammalia; Primates; Lorisidae. The record is from RefSeq and is a predicted model, not a curated record. Bases 442 to 2361 code for a protein of 639 amino acids.